This is a messenger RNA of Acanthocheilonema viteae, 300 nucleotides long. The record is from the annotation of a GenBank genome assembly. Lineage: Eukaryota; Metazoa; Nematoda; Chromadorea; Rhabditida; Onchocercidae.
AUGCCGUAUCGACGUUCGAGAUCAGUGUCACGGAGACGUCGAAGUCGUUCUCGUCCAAGUAGAGAUGUAAUAUCUCUUUCAUUAGUACCCUCAAGGCGUCGACGGCGGUCACGUUCACUUUCACAAUCACUUCUGGGUUAUGAUUUGCUGAGGUCAAGAUCACCUCGUCGUCGUUCAUACAUUCGUCGACGUCGUCGUUCAAGCUCUCGCCGUCGUUCGCGAUCCCGUCGCCGUAUUCUUCCCCGACGUCGUCUUUCUCGUCCGCGCCGUCGUUCUCGCUCUGGAUACCGUUAUCGGUAA